Messenger RNA from Stomoxys calcitrans (stable fly), 1195 nucleotides. RefSeq names its product rhomboid-related protein 1. Bases 265 to 1002 code for a protein of 245 amino acids. The record is from RefSeq and is a predicted model, not a curated record. The transcript has 4 exons. NCBI's taxonomy places the organism in Eukaryota, Metazoa, Arthropoda, Insecta, Diptera, Muscidae. Gene Ontology annotation, cellular component: membrane. Gene Ontology annotation, molecular function: serine-type endopeptidase activity.
CCACUGCUGCUAAAAGACAACAAGAUUUUGAUUAAGAAAUAAACUUUUGUUAAAAGUGCACACAAAAGAAGAUAGCAAAACAAAACAAAAAUUUAUACGUUUUAAAAAUGAUAUGAAAUAAUUGCAAUCAUUAUGAUAAGAAUGUCAGAGCCGAAACAAACGGAAUGUUAUCGUGGUGCACUUUAGUUGUGAGAGCCGGCUAAGGGGAUUUGUAAUAAACGGGAAUCCAUAAAACACCCCAUUUUAAUUUAGUACAUCACCUUUAUGGAAUCACCGAAAGAUCGCAUAUUAAUCGAACCAUGUCUACCAGUGAUAGCUCCUGUUAUAAUUCAAACUUCUCAUGGUGAUGCGGAAGCGGAAACGCGUAUAAAUCUUUUAAAUGGUGACAAAGAAUUUGUUGAUAGUUUACGGCAAAAUAAACGCAUCUGGAAGAUUCCCUGGUUCAUAUUGAUAAUGUGCUCGCUUCAGGUCUCCUUGCAUUUAAUGGCCAAUCGAUGUGUACGUCAGCAGCUGAUGUUUAUGCCGGAUGGUGCGAGAGAAUAUUGGCGCUUUGUUACCUACAUGCUUUUACACUCAGAUAUUCUGCAUCUAACGAUGAAUAUUUGUUUACAGCUUGUGAUUGCCUUCUGCUUAGAGACUGAGCAAAGUCAUUGGAAGGUGGCAGUGAUUUACGUAAUUGGCGGAAUUUCUGGUUCAAUGGCCACUAGUUGCUUACAGCCACAGCUCUCACUAAUGGGUGCCUCGGCUGGCGUAUACGCGCUGCUGAUGAGCCAUAUACCACAUACGUUAAAGAAUUUCCAUUCAUUGGACCAUCGGUAUUUGCGUAUUUUGGCCUUAAUGAUAUUAUUUUUGAGCGAUAUCUGUUUUACCACCUUCCAUGUGCUCAUCAAUCACAACACCAAUCCACGCAUUUGUUUGGAGGCGCAUGUGGCAGGUGCCAUGGCUGGUCUGAUAAUGGGCUUCGUGAUAUACAAUACGCUGACGAAAAGCUCAAAGCGGUAAAGUAGGGCAGACGUAGCAUGGAUGUGUCGAAGGAACAGACGACAUUUGCCGCAGUAUCAAUUUGGCGUUAGUGCAAAAUCAUAUUACCUUUCAACUACAUGAUUAUCGAUGUGUGUGCCUCAUUUUUUUUUUUUUUUUUAAUUUAAUUUUCUUUAGGUCAUACUUACCUGUAAAUUAUCAAUGUACACAGUCA